AUGCUGAUAUUAUUAAUUAUUACUGUAACAACUGGACGGCUCAUUACUAAUCUAAAUAAGGGAUGGAAUUUCAGAAGAUCUGAUAAUAGCACUUGGUAUCCUGCGAAUGUUCCAUCCACUGUUCAUAUGGAUUUAAUGGACAAUAAACUAAUAGACGAUCCUUACUUUGAGGACAAUUUGUUGAGUAUGUAUGAGUUGGAAUUGGAGGAAUGGGAAUAUAAGUUGGAAUUCACAAAUAAGGAAUUCGAUUAUGACAUUAAUGAGUUGGUAUUUGAAGGAAUCGACACUCAUGCUGAUGUGUAUCUAAAUGAUAUCCAAAUAUUAAAAGCCAAUAAUCAACACAGAACUUGGAGAGUGAUGAUCUAAAAUUUAUAGGCUUAAAACACCCUUAGAAUAUACUUUCAUUCUGCUGCCAAACACGAUCUGAUGAAGUAGUUAUAAGAUAGUCCACUCAACUUACCUUACAAUUAUACAUAUUCGAGGAAGGCAGCCUAUCAUUAUGGAUGGGAUUGGGGACCAAGAAUUGUAACUUGUGGCAUAUGGAAAGAUGUUUAUCUUGAUUAAUAUGAUUAUGGAAGAAUUGUGAGCAUGCAUGCCAAAGCACUUAAAAUAUAUGAGAAAAGUGUUGUUAUCGAAAUUAAUAUCGAAACUUUCUUAAUAAACGUUGGUACUUACACUAUCGAAGUACAAUUCAAGGGAUUGGAUGAAAUUACAAUCAACAAUCAAUACCCUUUAAAUGUUGUGAACACCAAAUUCUUAUAUAAUAUGACGGAUAUAUAAUUGUGGUGGCCAAUUGGAUAAGGCGAACAAAAAUUGUACUAAUUGUAGGCAUAUUUGAUUAAAAAUGAAUCAUAUGUCGAUUAUUUGAAAAUUACCACAGGCUUUCGAGUUGCACAGUGGAUUCAAGAAAAGGAUGGAGAUAACACUUAGACCUUUAAAUUUAGAAUCAAUGGAAGAGAUGUGUAUUUGAAAGGUGCCAAUUACAUACCACCAGAAAUGUUUUUACCUCGAGCCUUGAAGAAUUCAACAAUAUAUGAGAGAAUAUUUUAGGAUUCAAUAGAUGCUGGUUAUAACGGUUUAAGAUUUUGGGGGGGAGGAUAAUUUGAAUAUGACAUCUUUUAUGAACUUGCUGAUAAAUAUGGGAUCAUCAUUUGGCAUGAUCUUAUGUUUGCUUGUGCCAUGUAUCCAGGAACUGAUGAUUUUAUUGCCAAUGUUUAGGCAGAAAUAAAAGAUAAUGUCAAAAGACUAAGAAUACAUCCCUCUAUUGUUUUAUGGAAUGGAAAUAACGAGGUAGAAAUAGGAUGGAGAGAAUGGGGUUGGAAGGCGAAGAGAAAGGAAUCAGAGAUUUAGAUGCUUCAGAUAUGGUACAAUACAUUGUUUUUGUAAGCUAUCCCAAAUGUUCUUAAUGAAAUACAUCCAGAAAUAUAUUAUUGGCCUACAUCUCCAUCUACUUCUGUUAAUGAUGUAGAGCGUUUAGGAUUUGGAGACAUUCAUUACUGGGGAGUCUGGGCAGCUAAGCAUUAAAUUGAGAAUUAUACUAAAUUCAUAGGCAGAUUCAAUAGUGAGUAUGGCAUGUAAGCCAUGAUUGAUGUCAAUAAUUUUAAGAAGGCCGUCCCCAAACAGUAUGAUUUGAACUUCGAUUCCCCAGUGUUUCAGAUUCAUGAAAGACAUGUAAGAGGGAUUCCAUUAAUCAAAGAAUACUUAAAAAACUAUACUAACUAUAAUAGUUAUUCCCAUUCCUUUUUACAAUUAACCUAUUUCUCUUAAAUUAUCCAACAUUUAGCUUUGCAAACUGCCAUUACAUCCUUAAGAUCUGCCAAACCAUACAAUAUGGGUACCUUCUAUUGGCAAAUUAAUGAUGUAUGGCCGGUGAUUUCUUGGGCCUCGGUAGAUUACUAUGGUUGCUGGAAAGGAGGACAUUAUGCUGCAAAGAAGUUCCACUCAGAUCCAGCUCUUUCAGCUAUUUAAAAUGAAGAUCAGAUCCAAGUCUACUUAAUAAAUGAUAAUGCUAUUAAUUACUCUGGAAAUGUGACUUUAGAGUUGAGACAAUAUAAUGGUUUUAUUGUUAAGUCAUGGGAAUAUAAGUUUCAAGAGAUCUCUUAAAAUGCUUCUAAGAGACUUUUGAAUUAUUAUAUUCAAAAUUACAACUAAACAUACAGAUCCUUAUAUUUGUAGAUGAAUUUUUAUUGUGAUCAAAAAAAUUGUGAUUAUCGUGGAGUGUACAAUUUUGGCAGACCUAAAGAAUGGCAGCUCUAAAAACCAGAUAUUUCUUAUACUUUAAAAGGUAAUACAAUUACUUUUAUAUCUAAAUCAUUGGCUAAAUAUGUUUAUAUAUAUAGUAAUUCGGAAUGCAUCAAUCUCUCCGACAAUUUCUUUGAUUUAUCCCCUGAUGUUCCUUAUAUGGUAAUUAUGAAGGAAUCCAAAAAGUUUAGUUUCUUCAGUUAUUAUGAUAUAUUGGUUACUGCAAUCAAUAAUGAGCUUCUGUUAUUGAAUGAAGGAAUGGCAGCACUUAUUUUGUAUAUGAUUUUAUGAUUAACAUUAGAUCUGAAAGUGAUUGAGACAUUCUUUUAUAUUAAAUAAAUAAAAAUGAUUGAUAUCUUAA
Messenger RNA from Paramecium tetraurelia, 2602 nucleotides. RefSeq lists its product as uncharacterized. The record is from RefSeq and is a predicted model, not a curated record. Gene Ontology annotation, molecular function: beta-mannosidase activity. Lineage: Eukaryota; Ciliophora; Oligohymenophorea; Peniculida; Parameciidae. Gene Ontology annotation, biological process: carbohydrate metabolic process; glycoprotein catabolic process. The transcript is spliced from 6 exons.